AUGGCGUUUGUUGCUCGGCUACUCCCCGGGUUGCCUAAAAUUACACGAGCAUCAAUUGAUGCCGCAACGUUAAAAAAUGUAAUAAAGUGCCAAAAUCGUCACGUCUCUCUGUCCACAAUACAGCGGUUAGGAGAAUACGAGUAUGAGGAUCCGAAAUCAGAAUCUGAGGUUGUCAAUAUCACAUAUGUGCUUCGAGACGGUACAAAAAAGAAAAUUCGCGGAAAAAUUGGUGACAAUGUUAUGUUUCUUGCGCAUAGAUAUGACAUUGAAAUGGAAGGCGCGUGUGAAGCAUCACUAGCUUGCUCGACGUGCCAUGUUUAUGUUGACCCCGCCUAUUUCGACAAGCUUCCUGAACCAUUAGAAGAAGAAGAUGAUAUGCUAGAUAUGGCUCCAGCGCUGAAGGACAAUUCACGUCUUGGUUGUCAAAUCGUUCUCACAAAGGAAUUAGACGGAAUUACCUUUGGCAAAAAUGAGUAUACCUCAAAGAAUUGGCCAGAUUGUACAGCAUUCAUGCGAAGAGCUGUUGAUGACUUCAGAUUAUUCAAUGAUGAAAUCAUCAGUUGUCGUGAAAAAUGUCAACGUGUCGUGAAAUCGUCGAAUUCUCAUGUUGAAAUCGCAAAAUGGCACGAAACCAGUGAGAAAGCCUUAUGCUUAAUGAGAUGCCGAAGAGAUCGACUUGGAACAACUAGGCCGGGAGUUAAGAAAAUGAAUACAUAUUACGAUAUGAUGGAACGCAAACCAUACCAAUAUAUGCACAUUUGCUAUUGGAAGCAAGGUGACCUCGAAAUGGCCGUCAAAGCCGCCUACACUUUCCUUGUUGCGAAUCCAUCCGAUAAGGAUAUAAUGUUAAGCUUAAAUUUUUACAUGGAGCAGGACGGAUUCAGAAGAGAAAUGCUUGUGGAUCUUGAGCGAAUGGACUAUGAGACAAAAUUCAUUUCUGGAAUUGAAGCAUAUGAUGAUCAUGACUGGUCGAAAUGCGCUCAUGAUCUUGAAGUUUCAUUGGAAAAGGCGAUGAAACAAGAUGAAAGAUGUCGACUUCUUUGUCACGAUAAAAUUGACUGGAGUGUGUUGGAAGCCAAUCCGGAUAUUGAGGUUCUUAUGACCAGCAUGAGAUCUUCGGUUUUGCGAUGCGAACACAAUUGUCUAUACAAAUUGGCUAGAAUCAAUGGGCAUUAUGUUGGGAAUUUAGUGGCCGCACACUAUGAAUAUCUUCAUUUCUGCCAGUUCAAACUGCUCAGAGGCACCGCCGCAGCUCAAUCCGUCGCCAAUUAUCUUCUUUUUGAUGAUUCGCCAUUAAUGCGAAGAAACAAAUAUUUGUACAUGAAAAAAUACAAUAAACCCGAAAUUUUCGAGCCAGAUGAGAAAAUUUUGCAAAUUUACAAGCAUCGUGAGCUGGAAAAAAGAUAUUUGGAUUUUGUUGAGAAUCGAUUUCGCAUUGAACGAAAUGAGCUUCCUCCAGAGCAGUCUGAUGAUCAUAAUCCUCUGAACAUGGAUUUCCAUCUUGAAGACAAUUUUCCGUACGAACAAAUAUCUGUUUUGAUCAAGGAGCCUGAGUGUAAGAUUCUGAGAAGUCCGCUUCCAACACCUCACUUCGAGCCACUCAUCGACGAGCUCGCAAUUCGUGUUCGAAAUAUUUGGCCUGGCGCAAAAUUUAAAACAGUGACAUGCGGGAAUGAAGCGCGUGAAGCGGAAUGUGACCGGCCAAUUGUGCUAUCAGCUGAGCAAGCAGAUUGCUCAGAAUGGCUCGGCAAAUGAAUGCCGAAUCCGCUACUUUUAGGUAUAUUAGCCAUUGUGAUAUUGUUUAAUUUGGCGGUAUGGCUGAACUCGAAUGGAAGUUCGAUUAGGGAAGUUGUCUCAAUUACAUCAACGAAUGACGAAAAAUUCGAAAAAAUAGAGAAAUUGUUGACAGAGAUUAAUGCAAAUCUUCAGAAUCUUGAACGGAAGCCUGAAUCUCAAUCAAGCGAGAAGUUUGAAGAAAUGAUCAAUGAUGUCAUUGAACUUUCAAAAAAACAAGCACCGCUUCGAAAAGCAAAACUUAAAAUGAAUGUUCCAAAACGAAAUGAUUUUGCUGAUUUGUAUGGCACUUUGGGACCAGAGGUGUUUUGUCCAAAAAAAGUUCGAAUUGGUGCGAUGGGAGACGGCGGAAAAUGGAUGUGCGAUCCGUGGAGUAUUCCUGACAAUUGUGUAAUUUUCUCAUUGGGUCUCAAUAAUAUAAUAGAUUUCGAGGAAAACAUUCAAUCGUUGCUGUCCAAUCGGUGUUCAAUUUAUGGAUUUGAUGGGAAAGAACAAAAUGUCCUGACAAAAUCGAAAUAUUCUCAACUUCGUGGAAUUCCAAAAAAGGCAUUUAUCAGUCUAAAAACCAAUAGAUCAGUGGAUCACUACAGUAUUAAUGAUCUUGUGAAAGACGCAAACGUAAAAGAUAUAGAAAUUCUGAAAAUUGAUAUAGAGCAGUCGGAACAUACUGUUCUCAUUCCAUUUUUGAAAGAAUACACAGUUUGUCAAAUUUUGAUUGAGAUCCAUGGUCCAGUUGCAGAUCAUUCGACGCUGUUACAGGAAAUCGGAGGAUUAAAGUAUCGUUUAUUUUCAUACGAAGUGAACGGCUAUGAGCUAAAAGCUUGUGAAUACAGCUUUAUUCACGAAACGUGCAUUGAUAAAUAUCAUGGGUAUCGACUAGCCAACUAUUUGGAAUAA
Molecule: messenger RNA, 2691 nt
Organism: Caenorhabditis bovis
Lineage: Eukaryota; Metazoa; Nematoda; Chromadorea; Rhabditida; Rhabditidae
Source: the annotation of a GenBank genome assembly